AUGUGUUCGCAGGGAGGAAUAUCUGAUUUUAGUUUAUUCAAGAUUUGUCAGUUGAAAUCAACGUUAACUGAACUUGAAGAUAAGAAUAGAUCAUUAUUAAAAAAGUUAAAUAAUUUACAUAUUUUGUUGAUUGAAUCUGUACGACUUCCAUUAAUGAAUCAAAUAGAAAUGUUAAAUUCGUUAAAGCAAAAUGAUAUUGAAUUUGAAAAGCCCACAGCAACUGAUUUAUCAAAGAAUAUUCAAUCAAUGGCUUUAGCAUUACAAUCUCAAAAACCUGAGAAUUUACCGGAAGCUCGUGAAAAAUUGAUAACUUAUACAAUCGGGUUAUUAACAACAAAUACUAUUAGUACUAAACUUUUAUUAGAAGAAAUAUUGAAACAAGAUAAAAUGGUUAAUGAAGAAGUUAAGAAAUGUAUGGUUGCAUUUUGUGGAGAAAUAGUUUAUGCAUCGAAUUCAACAGAAUAUAUCGAGACAUUAAAGGACUGUAUAUGUGAAAAUUCACCAAAUCGAUCGUCGUUAUUCGAUAUUUUAUUGUUUUUAAAAAAUAUGUCUUUUGAAUUAACAACAAGAGUGGAAGUUUAUCGCACUAUUGAUCUAACACCCGAACUUCGACAAUCGAUAUCUUUUGUUUGUUCCAAAGCUCAUGAGCAUGACUUUUCGGGUUUAUGGGGUUGCAUUGAUGAAGCAAAAAUAACUGAUAGUGUUAUACACGUACUUGUUUACCAGUUAAACGCUAAUGAUGCUUUUCUCAUUGCUCAUGGCAUGUUAUCUGAACGUUUUUGCUGGUAUUCACCAUCUUCCACUGAAGCAGGGCAGUUAAAACGAAUACGUACAGCUUAUGUUGAUGCUGUUUCGGUUUUCCCUCAGCAUCAGCGUCAUGGAUAUGGUACAAUUGUUAUGAGGAAACUUGUUGAAAUUAUGAACGAAAAUGAAUAUCAGUUAGGAGCAUUAGAAACAGAUAAACAAGACUUUUACACGACAAUGGGUUGGCAAAUAUGGCAAGGAAGUCUUGGGGGUUUAGAUGUUGAAAACAAACAAAAAGAAGUCAGUACACCAGAAUUCGAUGGUCAUGUGUUAGUUUAUCGAUUACAGAAGACACCCGAGGAAUUAUAUUUAAAGAAUGGAAAAUUGUUAAUUGAAAAACAACCGGGAAGAUAUUGGAGUCGAACGGAGAACAAGACAGCACAUUAA
Messenger RNA from Didymodactylos carnosus, 1191 nucleotides. The record is from the annotation of a GenBank genome assembly. NCBI's taxonomy places the organism in Eukaryota, Metazoa, Rotifera, Eurotatoria, Philodinida, Philodinidae.